AUGAAUAAAGACUCACCGAAUACCCAGGGAUUUACACCGUCAUUAUUGGAUAUAUUAAGAUUACUCUCCCUAGAAACUAUUUACGCUAAAUCGAACACUGGCUCGCGAGCAAGCUCUCCCCGGAGAGACCCUACGACCCCAGAUAAAUACGCGGGGGGUGAUGCGUCAUCUCCGAGGAAAUGUGAAUGUAAUGUGCGAGAUGGAUCGAAAACAACCUCAGGUGACCGCGGGAAAACUGGCGCAGGCGUGACAGGCUCUAGAACUGGCAGAAUAUGUCAUAGCCACAAGGAACCCGGAGCUCUUCCAGCGGGUGCAAAUUAUCCUGGUCUUUUACGACACAUCCACAAUGCAGCACGAUUUUGCCUUCCUCAAUGCUUCGAAGGAGCUUACGUUUCAGUGAAACAAAGUUCCACUAACAAUUGGGUAUUGGGGCACUCUCUGUCUUUUAGUUCCGUGUCGCCAGGUGGAUAUAAAGUAUUACUUUCAUAUAUUGAUAAAGACAAGACAGUGAAAUUGCCUUAUUUUGUAAUGGAGGCUGCACCAGGCGGUCAGAUGAGUACCGAAGUUAGAGUAGGUCCAACGGAGGGGACCCGUGCUACAGUGGUGGCACAGAUCGCUGAUGGAGAAUUCUAUAGUUUCGAGAGCAUAUUUGAUACAUUUUUUAAUAGCUCGACGGCUUCGAUUAUAGCUGUUAACCGAGAGUUUAUUGCUCUUCAUUAUUUACAGGCUAUAACGGAGCAGUUGUCAUUAGGCGCUGAAAUUGUCGCGAGAGGUCACACAGCGGAGAUAACUUCUGCUUCAGGUGCUGGUCGCUGGGUUGUUGACGACCACACUAUAAGUGCCACAUUAGGGAAUCGAGGUCUUGAUUUAUGUUAUGCGAGGACCAUUAAACCAUUUUUGACCGUGGCUGCUCUACUUGAGGUUGGAUUUUCUGUGAAGCGGGCAGUGGCGACCCUGGCGUAUGAGUGGCGUUUAGACGAAUGGAGCGUGCGAGGUUCGGUCGACUCCGACGGCUUGGUUGGUGCAACUUUGCAACGCGCACUCGGCGGCAAGAACUCGCAAAUUUCCUGUGCAAUUUCUGCACUUCUUAACCACCCUAACAAUAAAUUUCGACUCGGUUUCGGCAUCAAUGCUGCUAUUAUUUAA
Pieris macdunnoughi is the source of this 1146-nucleotide messenger RNA. Lineage: Eukaryota; Metazoa; Arthropoda; Insecta; Lepidoptera; Pieridae. The record is from the annotation of a GenBank genome assembly.